CCAUUACCUCUGCGCGGCAGACGAUAAUAAGCAUUUCCAAUAAGGAAACGCUUGGUAAAUCAAGCCUUAUUAUAAAGUAUUGACAGAGCUGGACGGAUUAUCAAACUCAUUCCCUGUUUACCUCAGCUAUCUGACAAAGCUGACUUCAUCCGAUAUUUUCCUAACCGAUACGACGCUUCAACCCAGAACGAAAUCGCACAGCACGGACGUACGCGUAACUAACGCAUCAAUACUGUGACAAGCAUUCUACAUAGCUUCUCUCUCUCUGACGCAGUGUUCCAAGAUGGUGGCGAUCGGAGGGACGCCUCUUCAGGAGAAGCUGGGAAUCUGUGCAGCAUCACUGCUGACGUUUCUUUUGGGGAUAUCUGUAAGAGGUGAUUGGCUGCUCUUCCUGACAGGGGUCUGGAAGCACUACCAGGAGGGCAACUAUCCAAACGACAACAACAACGCCACCUCGCCUCCCGAUGUCGCAAUCAGCCCUGGAUUCAGCCUGGAGAAUUACUACCUCAAAAAUAUCUUCCUUAUGUUGGUGGUGUCCAUCUCCAUGUCUUAUCUUACUUUCUUUGGAAUGGCGGGAUAUUUCCAUCACCACUUUUACACAAAGCGACGCGAUAGGCCGCAAGAGUGGAAAUGCCAACCAGAUAAGUUUCUCACUGCAGCAAACGAGAGGCAUGCCUUCAUCAGUGGAGGUGUCAACAUGACGAUCGGCGCAAUCUACUCUGGCACGCUCGCCUGCUAUAUUGUCAACGGAGGUCCGACCAUGUUGUACUACUCCAUUAGCGACUACGGCCUCCCGUAUCUCCUCUGUUCAACAGCAGCCUUCUUCCUCAUGACAGACGGUAUCGCCUAUUACACUCACAAGGCCUGCCAUUGGCCAAUCAUCUAUAAGAAUAUCCACAAAUGGCAUCAUCGCUACCAACAGCCAAUCGUCUACACCGCCGUUGCCAUGCAUCCAAUCGAAUUCAUGACGUUCCAGUUUAUUUUGGCGAUCCCUAUUUUCAUCAUACCCGUCCACGUGUUUAUCUUCCUCGGGAUUGUUUUGUAUAAUUACUAUUAUGGGAUAGUGGAUCAUUCUGGAAUCAAGAUGGAUGCCUUCUGGCCAUGGCAACCGGCGUCCACAUUCCAUGACAACCACCAUAAAUUGUUCCACGUCAACUUCGGCUUCAACACGAAGAUAUUCGAUUGGUAUCACGGCACGUUGGAAAGGAGCGACAGGCGCUAUGGGGAGGACAUCUUCGGUGGGAAAGGUACUCCAAUGACCAAGGUGGACUAGCAUGACAUAUCAUUCGGCGGGAAAGGUGCUCACGCGACCAACGUGGACUAGCCUUUGAUGAUGUCUCGAAGGAUAUGAAUUGUGAAUUUAAUUAACAGCAAAUGUUGCCUGUUACCAUAAAAUGGACAGGGCCUUCUCAAAUCAAAUUAUGUGUUAAACACAAGCUAUUAUGGACGUAUUGUCAGUAAUUCGUGAAAGUGUUUUUGAGUGCCUCUGCCAGAAACAGACGCAGAGCGAGUUGAUUGUUGAACAUUUUGUUCUGCGAUUGAAUGAAUUGUGAAGAACUCUAUUGAAACUAACCACAGGGAUUUUAAGGGGCUUUAAGUAGGUGCGACUUUUUGUGACAUAACGGUUUUAAUCUGUUGUGUGUGCAUGUAGAUGCUUCGCCCACUUGUUUCUAUUCUGACAUAUUCGUUCCUCAAGGAAAGAAGUGCUCAGAGAUUUUCCUGUUUAUCGUAUCAUUUGUUCUUGUCUUUGCAAUGCCCUGAGACCGUGGAGUAUAACUCUACAACGAAGCACUUUACGUUGGCGAUGAAAGUGUGAUGACGGGGUUGCUUGGACAUCCUUUGGAUAUCCACAAGCUGUAGA
Lineus longissimus is the source of this 1861-nucleotide messenger RNA. RefSeq names its product lathosterol oxidase-like. The record is from RefSeq and is a predicted model, not a curated record. Gene Ontology annotation, molecular function: iron ion binding; C-5 sterol desaturase activity. Lineage: Eukaryota; Metazoa; Nemertea; Pilidiophora; Heteronemertea; Lineidae. Gene Ontology annotation, cellular component: membrane. The transcript has 5 exons. The coding region runs from base 284 to 1273 and encodes 329 amino acids.